Molecule: messenger RNA, 3486 nt
Organism: Homarus americanus (American lobster)
Lineage: Eukaryota; Metazoa; Arthropoda; Malacostraca; Decapoda; Nephropidae
Product: alpha-1A adrenergic receptor-like
Exons: 1
Coding region: 1915-3486 (523 amino acids)
Biological process (GO): phospholipase C-activating G protein-coupled receptor signaling pathway; positive regulation of cytosolic calcium ion concentration; cell-cell signaling
Cellular component (GO): membrane
Molecular function (GO): alpha1-adrenergic receptor activity
Source: RefSeq, a predicted model, not a curated record
GGUCACAGCGCCACGUACGACGCUUCUCUCCCCGCCUCGCUCACUUCGUCACCUUCACACACUCCUCCACUAUUCGCAAACUUGGAAAACAAACUAUUAACAAACCAUCUGUAACGAAUUCUCUCCAGACAACAAUAAGACUGCUUAGUGUAUUAAUACAUUACAAAACUUUACUUAAGCAAAGGCGAAAACUUGUACGUGUUAUAUAUUUUUUGCAACUAAACAUGACUGCCAGCAAAAUGUGUAGAGGCAACUCUCAUACCACACUAUCAACACUCCCGGGCAUUCUCUUGGCUACAUAAUUUACGCCUGGGAGCAGGAAGUGAGAGUGACCGUCAGGUGCCGUCAGGAGGAACACGUGUGCUGGCUCGCCUCCCCCACAGGUGUGAACGGUGCCUUGCCAUGAGUCUUAGCCCAAUCUGAUAUAAUCUGACAAAAAGUGUAACGUCUCGAUAUCUUUAUAAUGCCUGAUCUAUUACGAUUAUAGCAACAUCUUUAUGUCAAGGCGUGAAUCUAGUCUUAUUACUAAAGAAACUUUCUGUGGUCUCUUAACAUCAGUCUGUGGUCUGUUAACACCUGUCUGUGGUCUGUUAACAUCAGUCUGUUCUGUGAUAGUAUAAACUAACGCAAAAACUCUACACUCUAUUAGCAUGUAACUUUAACAUGAGUUUAAACAAAUACUGUAGCGUUGGUUUUUUGUAAUAUUCUAUCAAUUACAGCGACAGGAAGAGAAAGGAAUUAAUAACUGAAGUAGUGAAGGAUUAAUUGAAAAGAUCCUUUAGGAAACUGGGCAUGUGUAGGAUAUUAAACCGGAGAAGGACGUCGGGCCUUUAAAAAACACAAGUUCAUUUUUUAUCAUUAUUACUUACUAAAACCUGAUGUGUAUGUGAGAAAUAUUGACGAGGAGAUAAAGAUUUUCGAUAUAUGCGACUAAUUUAAUCCUUUCUGCAUAAUUAUGAACCAAAAUACACCAAUCAGGUACCGAGAAAUAUAUUAAAUUUUCAUCAUAAUUUACAAGUGAGAAAAGUGACGAAACUACAGUGAGGGAACUUAUUGUGAUGCAGGCGGAGAAGCUCGUUUAGUGGUGUCUGGAAGGAGGCAAUUAGUGGCGCGUGGGCAAUUUGUGGCGCUUGAAGACCCAGUUAAUAGCUCCAGUAAAUAGCUCAUGACGUCUGAGAGGUAUUUGUGGAGUUAGUGGACCGUGGUAUGUGACGGCUCCUUGCGUCACAAACAGUUUAUGGCGCCGGUGAGACAACUGUGUGUAGCCGAAGAGAUGAUCUGUGACGCAAGAGAUUAUAAACAACCCUUAAGAGAUAUUUAUGAAUUCAGCAUAACAGUUUGUGAUGUAUCUAACGCCUGGUCGUACAUGUAGGAGAGAGACAGUAGAGACAGGAGGAAAGACACCGGAGAGAUAAUAUUUGGCCUUGGAGACAACUUGUAAUUACAGACAGACAGACAGAUAGGCGAUGGACCCUCAAGAGACUGUUGUUACCACAGAAACGACGUGAACAAUAUAAACAGUUAUUGGAGAUAGUGAAUUAGUCCCGAGAGAUAAUACAUAUGACGCCAUAGAGGCAGUGUGAAGCCAGCGAGGGACAGUAGAAGAUGAGUGAUGUUCAUGAGGAGUAUACUGGAGGGAGCCCAGACCAGCGUUGUAUGGGGCAGUGACGAGACAACGACAUUAAGUCACUGAUAUAUAAAGAAAAUCACGCGUUAGAUUAAUGUGUUAGUGACUGUUUGAGUGUGAGGGAGGAACCAAAUAAUGUGCAGGAUGAUGAGCACUAGUUAUCACAAAACACAAGUGAUUCCUUGAUAGAGAAAAAUAUAUAUUAUUAUUAUGAACUGUUCGGUGUCGUUCAUUAGUGUUGGGAUCAUAGUUGUAAGUGACGGGGGCGUGACAUAGACCAGACCACCAUGAACGCAGGCAACGUCACCUACUGGUACCAGGGGCCCACAACCCUCAGAUUCCUCAAUACUUCUUGGAUUUUCGACGACGAUUAUGACUUCGACAGUUACCCCGACAUACCGGAGCCCGACGACGACGUUGCUGUCAACGCCUCUGUUAAUGCUUCUGUCGAGGCCACCAUCAACGCCUCCCUCCCCUCCUCCUUGCCAGGGGACCAGAUUAUCGAGGACUUGGCCUCUGAGUGGACGACGAACUCCCUGGUGGAGGCGGUGGUUAAGUCGGUGGUAUUGGCGACCAUCGUGAUGCUGACGAUCGGAGGUAACGUGCUGGUGCUGCUGGCGGUCUUCAUGUCCCGUAACCUCCGUUCCUCCACACACUACCUGAUCGUCAACCUGGCCGUGGCCGACCUCCUCCUCGGCACCACUGUUUUGCCCUUCAGUGCCACCCUCGAGGUCUCUGGCAAGUGGUACUUCGGGCAGGUGUUCUGCGGGGUGUGGGCGACGGCUGACGUCCUCUGCUGCACUGCCUCCAUCUGGUCUCUCUGCGUCAUUUCGCUCGACCGUUAUAUCGGGGUCACUCGACCGUUGGCCUACUCGACCAUCAUGACCGAAAAACGGAUGUGCGUGUUGAUCGCGGCGGUGUGGGCGCUUUCCAUUGUCAUAUCCAUAGGACCCGCCUUCGGCUGGAAAACUCCAGCAGACCCUGACCCGACCGUGUGCACCGUCAACCAGGAGCUGGGAUACGUCCUCUUCUCUGUAACAGGGUCCUUCUACCUACCCAGCCUAUGUAUCCUGGUGGUGUACUGGCGCAUCUACCGUGCCGCCAUCCAGCAGUCAAAGUUCCUGGAGAGCGGCGUCAAGACCACUAAGACCUCCGUCACACUCAGGGUCCACCGCGGCGGUGACACUAAACUCACCUUGCGGGCUCACCGCGGAGGCAUGGGCGUGGGCAUCGCGGCGGGCAUGGCAGCCGGCUUGGCCACAGGAGUGGGCGGCAUAAAUGGCCACUGCUUGGUGAACGGGCAGACAAAGCCACCAGAACCCGAAGAAAAGCGUUCAGGUCUCAGGAUCCACCGCGGUAAAGGUGUAGCAAAGUUGAUGCCGCCGACGCCCCACCUGCGGCUGGCCAUGACGCCCCUUAACUGGAACAAUGACCGUGUCGGGGAGGGUGGCGGCCGCGGGAGGACUAGGGGGCGUCAACAGCAACAGCAGCAGCAGAGGGACGCCACCCAGGAACCGGAGUCGCCCUCCACCUCACCCGAGCGUCGGCUAGCAGGACCCCCGGGCAAGAUGGCCAAGUUCCGGCGACAGAAGAAGGCGGCGAAAACGUUGGGCAUCGUGGUGGGCGUUUUCCUGCUCUGCUGGUUCCCCUUCUUCUUCAUCCUCCCUCUCGGUGAGUAUAUUAGCUAUGUUCCCUCCGUCUUUAAUGUGGAUAGUUUUGACUAUUACACUGGGCAUGAACAGCGUGAGACCAGCAGUGACAUUGUCGUGAAGUAUAUUUCAAGGACUUCGUGUAUUCAACGUCAUAUCUCAAGUUUUGGAAUGCAAACUACUCGGAUCUCUUUUGCAUUUCCUUAUUAA